AUGGUAAUGUUGAAGUCUGCUUUUUUAGAAGUCGUCGAUCUAAAUAUGGGUUUAAUCUUCAGUCAAGUGGAGGGAAAUCGGGAGUUGGUAGAACUUAGUAAAAUGGUGGUUUUAGAGCUAUCUAAGCCGGGUGCGAUUGAAAUUAUUGGGGGACGAGAUAGUGGUAAGUCGUGGUUGAUAAGAGAACUCUUUCGGGCCAAUCCACAAAUGAGUCCUGUCUUAGUAGUGACUAAAGGGAAAGUCCCAGAAAUACCUGGAUGUGAAGUACUGACCUGUACGAGUAUGGAGGGAUUACUAGUGAUUUUAAGUGAUUUACAAAUACGCAGUGUUAGAAUUGGGUCCUUUUUAUUGGGGAUUGAUACUUUAGUGACUCUAGUAGUGGCUGCUGGUGGUACCAAAAGGCUUAAGGAAGUUAAUCGGGCUAUCCGUGCCUUGGUUAAAACUGGAGUACGUGUGGUAGUUGUUAACAGUACAAUUUAUCCAGUCGUCCGUACGUCAUCACUUUUCUCCAAGAGUAUUCGAUUGGGUUGA
Nematocida homosporus is the source of this 531-nucleotide messenger RNA. RefSeq lists its product as uncharacterized. Bases 1 to 531 code for a protein of 176 amino acids. The transcript has a single exon. NCBI's taxonomy places the organism in Eukaryota, Fungi, Microsporidia. The record is from RefSeq and is a predicted model, not a curated record.